GCCAUGAUAGACUCCCCUCCCGUUCCUUCCUUCAUCAUAUCGGAAUGAAUGUUGACAAAACUUGCACUGUGUGUAGGUCAGGUGAGGAAACUCUUCCCCAUAUAUUUCUACACUGCGAAGUAGCUAAACACCUUUGGAAAUCCCUUAAUUGGGAUACCAUUACAACAAGCUCAGAUAAUCAGAAUUGGCUAGAUGUCGUCAGACAUAGUAACCCACUGGUUCCCUCCAACAUUAUCAAUUGGAAUCACUUGCUCUCAUUCCUUCUCUGGAACAUUUGGAUUAACAGAAACUAUAAUCUGGAAAAUAAUACAAACAAUCUUAUCUCCUUACCCCAUAUCAUCAACCAAGCUACUGAGUUCCACUAUCUUACAGAAAGGGAAAGUAACCAUGAAGUGAGACUCAGCUGCAACACGAAAUGGAGGAAGCCACAACUAGGCUGGUUGUUGCUGUCCAUGAAGGAGAAGGACAUAGUGGUCCGGCAUAGCUUCAGAGAAGGAAACAGAAUAGCAGAUCGUCUGGCCAAGGAAGCUACCAGUCAGACUGUCCUCAAUAAGCUAGUUUAUUUUAUUAGACCUCCCCCAUAUGUCGUGGCCAGGAUGCUGGCGGAUAGGGAUAGAGGUGGUAGUAUGAAAUUAGUGCUAGAAGCACUUGUAGAACUCUAGCUAC
Molecule: messenger RNA, 666 nt
Organism: Nicotiana tabacum (common tobacco)
Lineage: Eukaryota; Viridiplantae; Streptophyta; Magnoliopsida; Solanales; Solanaceae
Source: RefSeq, a predicted model, not a curated record